GAGUUUUAUUUUUGUGCUGGAACUCUGUAUGGAGUGUUGAAAGGUUCCAGAUACCACAAAACAGCCGGUUGGACUGGAAAAAAACGCGAACAAAAGCCACAAACAUUUUACGCGAUAUAUUCAACUUGUAUGUGAAUAAAAGGCGACUUAAAUUUACUUUAGUUUAAUAGUAAGUCGAACAUUUCCAUGCUAAGACUGGGCCGCAGGGUUCGCAUGUAGAGUUAGAACAGCUUCCACACAGGCACAGGGAAGGAUUACUAUAGAAUGUUGGCGAACUAUCGCUGUGGAGGGGAAAAACACGUAGAGCUGAGUCUGCGCGACGCAGGGGAUCACUGCCUACGAAGUUUAUCGGGCAAGGCUACACCGACAAAUCCUAGGACACGUUCGGCCGCACUGUAGCCAUAUGAUUCUUCAAGCAUUCUGAUGGAUGCUGCCUAAAACCCUGUUUGGUUUUGUUGUGGUAAGUUUCGAAAAGCGGAGGAAGAAGGAUGUCAGAAUUCAUGCCAUACCCUUACAGAGGGCCAGGAGGUGCUUUGAUGCGCUUUAAGAAAAGAAAGUCACGUUUCACAUUCCAGGAGGUUGAACUGCUGCUCAGUGAGGUGCAGAAUAAACGACAUAUUCUAGUCGGAAAGUUCAACCGGGGCAUUUCGAAGGAUCUGAAAACCCGCACAUGGGCGGAUGUGACAGCACGUAUCAACGAGGUCAGUGAGUGUCACCGAGAAAUUAUUGAAGUCAUCAAGAAAUGGGCAGACCUCAAAUGUGACACCAAGCGGAGGGUGGCCGCAAUGAGGGCAUCGGGAGCCACGGCCACCCAAAUCGCACAAGAGCUCUCGCCUAUAGAAACCAUGGUGCACCAGAUCCUUCAAAUGUCUAACCCUAACAAUAACGUGAGCGAUUUGGCAAUUGAUGACCAAAUGGAUGAUGAAGACGAGGACUUUUCUGGUCUCUCGGAGAUCCCACACAGCUCCUCACACAUGGCAAAUGGCAGGCCUCAUUCGUUUAGUUUGCCAAUGCCACCUCCUUUUCAAACUACUAUCCCUUGCAAAAGUGAUACAGAGCUUCCUGCUCACAUGAUGUUCAGCAAUUCACCAGUGCCUCUAUCAGAUGUCCAGACUGACACAUCAGGAAAGGAAGGCAGAAACAUGCAGUUUAUUCACCCAAGAAGCCAAGCAAACCAGAAUCCAGUUGGUAUUCCUGUAUUCCUCAGCCAUCCUAUUGCUGAAAAGAGCCAAGUUCGAGAGAGACCUAAUCACAACACAUUUAAUGGCCCCUCAUCUGCCAGUUUCCCAACAUUUAUUGCACCUUCUACGGCUGCCUCAUCAUCACCACACUCUGCUCCUGCUCGGCUCCCUCCCCAAACUGCUCCUGUGGAGCCUCGCAGUCUGCAGGAACAUUUAUCCCAGAGUGCCUCGCUCAGCCUGCAGGAACAGCAGGCCACCACACUGCUGAUAGGGUCGCUGUCUCGCUCACUGGAGUCGCUCACAAAGUCUGUGCAGAGAUUGGUCCACACCCAGCAGCAGUUUUCACAUGACACCUUACAGCUGCAGCGUGACACACUCCACGUCCUGCGUGACUUCUCCACCAACGCCUUGACUCUCCUGCAGGACAAGGUCAACGGACAUCCAUAGCUCCUGAACAUGGCAAUGUUCCUGAAAGCUAGAUUUUGGGAGCAAGUUACAAAAAAAAAAAAAAAAACAGUGAAUGCUGAUAGCAAAGAAAAUACAAUAAGCUUGAGGAUAUAUUGACACUAGAGUAUAUGGCAAUCUUUAAAUCUCUAAAUAUUUUCCUGUUUAUAAC
Carassius carassius (crucian carp) is the source of this 1797-nucleotide messenger RNA. RefSeq lists its product as uncharacterized. Lineage: Eukaryota; Metazoa; Chordata; Actinopteri; Cypriniformes; Cyprinidae. The transcript is spliced from 5 exons. The record is from RefSeq and is a predicted model, not a curated record. Gene Ontology annotation, cellular component: nucleus. Bases 489 to 1628 code for a protein of 379 amino acids.